ACUAAUGAACACUAAACUGUGGUUUUAUCUGGCCCGUGACGUCGGCCGCCUCUGCCCAAUCAGCGCGUUUUCACAGACACCUUGUAGGUAAUCCGCUUUGGCGCUCAGAGCUGUGUAUCCAGCGCCACGCUGUGCGCGCUCUCUGCGCCAGAAAUAGCACCAGCUGGUUCUCAGCGGCAGCCUGACACUUGAUCGGAUUCCCGGCCGCUGCUCCACAGCUCUGCUCUGAGGAGCCGCCGGAAGAACCCCCGCGGACCGGCUUUUACGCAGACAAGCUCCGGAGUUUGUUGGGUCAGGGUUCGGAGUUCUGUUCCUGCAGGACAGUUCUGUUCAUGGGAACCAGAAUGUUGUCUCUCUGGUGCGGAUUUCUCAGCUUUUGCGCGCUAAUCUGCGCUCAGCCGGAUGAUGGGAAGCGGUACAUCUGCCGCGCAGUGGCCAUCAGCGGCGACGCCGGCUGCCCGGUGACUUUACUGCCGGACCUGAGUGCCGGCAGCCAGGAGGAGGAGCUGCGGAACACCGUCAUGCAGCUUCGGGAGACCAUCGUCCAGCAGAAGGACACGAUCUCCAAGCAGCUGGGCACCAUCAACGAGCUGACCACCAAGCUGUCCCUCUGCGCCUCGGCCGCCAGCGACCGGAAGUCCGGCAAGGGGGGCGCGUGGGGGAAGGACAAGCAGAACACGAUGGGGGACGUUCCCACGGACCCCAACGACUCCAUCGACAGCCUCGGAAAAACCAUGCAGGGGCUCAAGGAGCGGCUGGAGAACCUGGAGCAGCAGAUGAGGGCCAACUUGUCGGGCGCCUCGUUCCCCAGCGAGCUGCGGGAGCUGCUGCAGCGCCGCCUGGGGGAGCUGGAGAAGCAGCUGCUGAAGAAGGUCAGCAGCCUGGAGGAGGAGAAGAGCCAGCUGUCCAACGCCACGGCCGCCUACCGGCUGAAGACCGAGAGCACGCUGAACGCGCUGGUGGAGAGGAUCAGCGAGCUGGAGAAAGGGGGCGGAGACUUUAAGUCCCCUGAGCAGUUCAAGCUGUCCCUCCCCCAGAGGACCAACUACCUGUACGGCCGCAUCACCAAGUCCCUGCCGGAGAUGUACGCCUUCACGCUCUGCAUGUGGAUCAAGUCCAGCGCCAGCCCUGGCGUGGGAACGCCCUUCUCCUACGGCGUUCCGGGCCAAGCCAAUGAGAUCGUCCUGAUCGAGUGGGGCAACAACCCCAUCGAGCUGCUCAUCAACGACAAGGUGGCCCAGCUGCCGCUGGAGGUCCGGGACGGGAAGUGGCACCACAUCUGCAUCUGCUGGACGACCCGAGACGGCCAGUGGGACGCCUACCAGGACGGAAAUAAGCUGGGCGCCGGAGACAACCUGGCAGCCUGGCACCCCAUCAAGCCUGGAGGAGUCAUCAUCCUGGGGCAGGAGCAGGACGUGGUAGGCGGCCGGUUCGACGCGGGCCAGGCCUUCGUGGGGGAGCUGAGCCAGGUGAACAUCUGGGACCGCGUCCUGAAGCCGGCCGAGAUCCGCUCCAUGGCCAACUGCAGCGCUUACCUGGCCGGGAACGUGGUGGCCUGGCUGCCCGGCAGCGUGGAGGUGUUCGGCAGGGGCGCCUCCAAGCGCCCUCUGGAGGUCUGCCAGGAGCGGCUCCCCAACUUCUAGAGCGCGACCGUCACCAUGGCAACGCCGUCCUGGACUUCCUGUCAGAGUUUACAUCUCCAAUGUUUGGUUCGAGCUUUUAAUGUGAAUGUUUCUGAAAGCUCUUCAUCCAGCAUCCCUCCAUCCCUCCCUCCCCAUCCCACUGGUAGUAAAGUCAGUCUGUCCAAUCUGAAAUGAUCUGUGGAAGUUUUCCCUGAUGUGUCUGAACUCCUCAUGGAACUCUGUUGCAGCAGACAUCCAGCCUGCUUCCUCCUCCUCCUCCUCUUCCUCGCUGCCAGUAGUGAGUCCAUCUCAGUGCUUUCUCUCCUCUGACCAAAGGAACAUUGGGGAUUUCUUGUCACUAACUGCUGUAAAUGAUAUUUAUCUUCAUAUUGUUGCUGUGUUACACUGUAGAACUUGAGCCCAUAAAAAGCUUUAAUAUGUAUUUUUAUGAAUCUAAAUGACUUAAUUUUGUGAAUUCCUAUCAUUAGGUUGUACAGUGUUGGCGCCUCGUCUCAUGGCCUUCACAGACGUCCAAGUGCCAUUAAUUUUUUUUUUUUUUUUUUUUUUUACCCGUUUUGACAUCACAGAAUAAAGAUGACACAUGUCGCA
Molecule: messenger RNA, 2231 nt
Organism: Poecilia latipinna (sailfin molly)
Lineage: Eukaryota; Metazoa; Chordata; Actinopteri; Cyprinodontiformes; Poeciliidae
Product: neuronal pentraxin-2-like
Exons: 5
Coding region: 333-1643 (436 amino acids)
Source: RefSeq, a predicted model, not a curated record